AAAAAAAAUCUUGUUUUUUUUUUUAAAUCAGGCAAAAAUUAAUGAGCGCGCGGAUGUCAUCCAUAAAAUGUACUUGCUGUGGCCUAAUGCAUUGGAUUAGUUAAAUUUCACGCUGGUAUUGUAAUGAACAUUUUUUUCUAUUACCCUUAAAUAGCACACAUUAUGAGAACACUACCAGCGUGGGUUGGCGUGGUGGCAUGGUGCCUGUUCUACAAUGGCGUCUCCUCCCAAACACGUCCUAAGAAGUGGCGUGAUGACGAGCGUUGCGGGCAGGGCUACCUUGCUGAAGACGGUAACCCUGCUGAAUGCGACCCUGACGGGAUUCACCCAUGCUGCUCCCCGCACAACUGGUGCGGCAUCACUGCGGCCCACUGUGACUGUCCGGCCUGUGUCGACUACAGAACAGUUUGCGAGAGCCUAACUGCUGACACCGGGACCUUCACCAGCCCGAACUACCCAAACAACUACCCUAACGAUCUGACCUGCCGGUACGAGAUCUCCGUCACCCCACCCAAGGUCAUUAAACUGACCUUCGCGGAGUUCGACCUUGAGGACCGCUUUGACUGGGUGGAUGUGUAUGACGGAAACACAACUGAUUCCACAUUUCAGAUAAGUGAGAAGCCAACGAUUCUUCUGUAA
Messenger RNA from Branchiostoma floridae (Florida lancelet), 639 nucleotides. Its product is annotated as membrane frizzled-related protein-like. The transcript is spliced from 3 exons. Bases 163 to 639 code for a protein of 158 amino acids. NCBI's taxonomy places the organism in Eukaryota, Metazoa, Chordata, Leptocardii, Amphioxiformes, Branchiostomatidae. The record is from RefSeq and is a predicted model, not a curated record. Gene Ontology annotation, molecular function: chitin binding.